Vigna unguiculata (cowpea) is the source of this 1095-nucleotide messenger RNA. Its product is annotated as chromatin remodeling protein EBS-like. NCBI's taxonomy places the organism in Eukaryota, Viridiplantae, Streptophyta, Magnoliopsida, Fabales, Fabaceae. Gene Ontology annotation, molecular function: chromatin binding. The record is from RefSeq and is a predicted model, not a curated record.
CGUGUCGCCAAAAGGUUUGCUGAAAUGGAGAUGUCUAUUUCUUCAGAAAUGGAGAGGAUCUGGACUCCGAAAAAAGUGUUGCUCCCCCACCCCACACCUUAGGGUUCUUCGGUUCUUCUUCUCCUUUCAACCCAACAAGAGAACCUUAGAAGAAAAAAAAAAUCACAUUCCCCAAAACGCCCUUCGCGCAACGCAUGGCGAAAACGAGGCCAGGCAGAAAGGACUUGGACUCGUACACCAUAAGAGGAACCAACAAGAUCGUCCGAGCUGGCGAUUGCGUUCUGAUGCGGCCCUCGGACACGUCGAAGCCCCCCUACGUGGCGCGCGUGGAGAAGAUCGAGCAGGACAACAGGAACAACGUGAAGGUGCGUGUGAGGUGGUACUACAGACCCGAAGAGUCCAUUGGGGGUCGCAGACAGUUCCAUGGUGCCAAAGAGCUUUUUCUCUCCGACCACUAUGAUGUGCAGAGUGCGCACACCAUCGAAGGCAAGUGCUUAGUGCACUCUUUCAAGAACUACACUAAGCUUGAGAAUGUGGGUGCUGAGGAUUACUAUUGUAGAUUUGAGUACAAGGCCGCAACUGGGGCUUUCACUCCUGACCGUGUUGCUGUGUAUUGCAAGUGUGAGAUGCCAUAUAACCCGGAUGAUCUCAUGGUACAAUGCGAAGGGUGCAAGGAUUGGUACCAUCCUGCUUGCGUGGGCAUGACUAUUGAAGAAGCAAAGAAACUAGAUCAUUUUGUAUGUUCCGAAUGUUCAUCUGAUGAUGAUAUGAAGAAACCACAAGCUACAUUUUCUGCAUCACCUGGAGCUGAUGGCAAGGUGGAUUCGAAGCGACGGAAGAGAUGACGAUGAUGGUGAAGAAGGAAGAAAGAAUGUGAUAGCUUUUGUGUGGCUAUAUGGUAGCUUUUGUGUGUUGUACAGCUUCUUCAUAUAGAGGCUAUAAACAUUUUACUAUGUAUCUAUCUCUGUCUUAUCUUAGAUUUUAUUACUCUGACAUUUCUCUCAUAUAACUCUUUAUUCCUCAGACUCAGAUCAUGACAUCAAACAUUAAAUACUUUUGAUAUGUUAGAAGUACACACAAGUUGUUAGUGUUAAA